UGUUAAUCUGUAGCAGUGUACAAAUAUGGAUGUCAACAAUGAUCAAUCUAAAUGGAAAAGAACUUGUUCGAAAUUUUUUAUAUUUCCACAGAGAUAUGUAUUUGGUCUUAUGGGCUUUUUUGCGAUAUUCAAUGCUUACACAAUGCGUACUUGUCUUUCCGUCGUUAUAACUCAGUUGGUCGUGCCUCGUAAUUACAGUAAAGAAACUUUGGAAAGACAAUUUGUGUGUCCAAUUUUGGAAAUGCGAAAUCGGCAGUUUCUUCCCGGCGGCGAGUUUGAAUGGUCACAAGAGUUACAAGGGUAUAUACUUUCAUCUUUUUAUGUAGGUUAUCUUCUAACUCAUAUACCUGGUGGAAUAUUAGCUCAACAAUUUGGUGGGAAGUGGAUUUUAAUAUUUGGCAUAUUGAGCACAGCCUGUUUUACCUUGGCCACACCAUGGUGUACAGUAAAUUUUGAAGCAUAUGGAUUAAUCUGUUUACGUAUUUUAAUGGGCUUAGGUGAAGGUACAACAUUUCCAGCAUUAAGUUGCUUAAUCGCCCAAUGGGUGCCGAUGACUGAACGAAGUUUAAUUGGAGCACUUGUUCUUGGUGGGGGACAAGUUGGUGCAAUUGUUGGAAAUACAAUAAGUGGAUUUGUAUUGAAACAUUUUAGAUGGGAACUUGUGUUUUAUAUAUUUGGGUCAGUGGCGUUACUCUGGUGCAUAUUAUUUGCUCUACUUUGCUAUAGUGAUCCUGCAUCCCAUCCAUUUAUAAAGAAGGAGGAAAAAGAUUAUCUUCUUGCUGAAAUGGGAUCAAUUGCUCGUAGACAUGAUCUUCCCCCAACGCCAUGGGGUUCUAUAUUCUCAACCUGUUCAAUUUAUGCAUUAAUUUGUUCUCAAAUAGGGCAUGAUUGGGGUUUUUACAUAAUUGCAACCGAUUUACCGAAAUAUCUAAAUGAUGUGAUUCAGAUGCCCAUUGAAAAAAAUGGAUUCUAUUCGUCUUUACCAUUUGGUGUUAUGUGGAUUUGUUCAGUUUUUUCCGGAUUUUUAAGUGACGUUAUAAUUAAAAACGGCGCUGUUAAUAUAACAACCAUUCGUAAAUUUAAUACCUUACUAUCUGGACUUGGAUCCUCAGUGUUUGUGAUCUUGGCAUCUUAUGCAGGCUGUCAUCGUUUUUUGGUCUUAACGUCUUUUACGAUUGGGAUGGGUUUGAUGGGUCCCUAUUUCGCUGGUAUGAAGCUGACUCCAAUCGAUAUGAGUCGGAAUUAUUGUGGGAUAAUAAUGGCUAUAUCAAAUGGUUUUGGCUGUUUUACGGGAAUUAUAGCUCCAUCAACUGUAGGUUUGAUGACACCUAACACAACAAUGCGGGAGUGGCGUUUAGUGUUUUGGAUUGCAUUUUUUAUUCUUGUAGCAUCUGGCAUUAUCUUUGCUAUUUGGGCCACAGGCGAGCGCCAAGAAUGGGACGAACCCGAUAAAGUACAAAAAUAG
Teleopsis dalmanni is the source of this 1465-nucleotide messenger RNA. Its product is annotated as putative inorganic phosphate cotransporter. Lineage: Eukaryota; Metazoa; Arthropoda; Insecta; Diptera; Diopsidae. Gene Ontology annotation, molecular function: transmembrane transporter activity. Bases 26 to 1465 code for a protein of 479 amino acids. The transcript is spliced from 6 exons. Gene Ontology annotation, biological process: monoatomic anion transport; transmembrane transport. Gene Ontology annotation, cellular component: membrane. The record is from RefSeq and is a predicted model, not a curated record.